GUUUUCGUUGAUCAAGCGGACCUCACAAGCUGCUUUCAGAGGCGCUGGGCUCCACAGAUGUAAAACAACGUUGGAUGUUAAAGUCUUGAAGCAUGUGAGUUUCUUCAACUCUUCACCACUUCUAUUUUAAGUCCGGCUUCCAGCCAUGUCUGCUGUGGUGGAUCUAAAGACAAAGGAGGAGAAGGAUGCCGAGCUAGACAGAAGGAUCGAAGCUCUACGGAAAAAGAAUGAGGCUUUGGUCAAGAGAUAUCAGGAAAUACAGGAAGAUAAGAAGAAAGCAGAGCAAGAGGGCAUCGCCGUGACAACGACUCGCAAACACCGCCCUCAUGAGCCUGACUCGGAACGGAGAAAGACGGAGAAGGAGAACUUCUCUGUGACGGUUGACAUUUCCAAACCAGCUGUGGAAAAGCAUAUGGUGAGUGAUGGGAAGCCGGCCGCAUAUUGUGGUGACCAUGGCCUAGAAGAGGGAGAAUCUGGUUGGCCUCUCGGUGAGGCCCUCCCCUAUAGAGCAGGCUCAGGCCGGCUGAGCAGAGGUGGCCACCGCGGGGGAAGAAGAGAACCUCGCCUAAACAAAGGUGAACCACGGUCGGAUUGGCCACCUCAGGAUGGAGAAGAUGGAGAGGGCCCUGAUCGCUCUGAACGGCCCUCUAGAGGAGGACGCAGAGGAGGGAGAGGUGGAGGAGGAACACCGGGAGGAUCUGGCUCUGAUAGGAAAUCAAAGGAGUGGGAGGAGAAGAGAAGGCAGAACAUAGAGAAGAUGAAUGAAGAGAUGGAAAAGAUUGCUGAAUAUGAGAGUGGUCAAAGGGCUGAAAGAGAGAAGAACCCCACACGGAACUUCCUGGAUGAUCCCCGGCGUAGUGGACCGAUACAAGACACCGACCGCAAGGAGGGAAGCAGACGACAUGUGCGCAACUGGGGUGGAGUCGACUUUGACAAUGUGAAGACUGGGACUGAGGUCGAGAAAGAAUGGAUGAAUCGUAGGCCAAGUGGUAAAGGCUCAGUGGAUAUGACACUGUCCAUGACUGGUCGGGAAAGAGCCGAGUAUCUCCGCUGGAAGAAGGAACGUGAGCAGAUUGAUGAGGAACGACUGGCUCGGCAUCGUAAUGCUACCGGCCAAUGGAGACGAGAGUGGGAUGCCCAGAAAACAGACCAGGGUUUCAGCAGGUUCAAGGAGGAAUCAGCUGUGGCCGGAGAGGGCACACCAGAACAAAGUAUCAGGAGAGCAGCUAGGGGGCGCAAUGCUCAUGUACAGCAACGCAGUGGAUCUUCAGAAGACAGCAAGAGGCCACCUAGAGACCCCAGUUUCGGGGACUUCUUGGGGCAGACCAAAUCCAGACAAGGUGGCCAUGGGAGAGGGAAGGGUCGGGGUCAAGGCAAGAGCUACAGUAUGCAUGAUAACCGGUGGGAAGGAGAAAAUGAAGAGGAGAAAGGAAGAAAGGAGGAGCGAGAAACUGAAAAGGAGAAGGACAAAGAAAAGGACAAUGAGAAAGAAGAUAAACCCAAAGCGCCAUUAUUAGAGAAGACGGGUGAUGAAGGACUUGCUGAAGAUGAUGAAGAAUGGGAGGAUGCCAGUGAUGGUGAGGAGGACGAUGAGGAAGAAGAUGAAAAAGGAGAGCACGGAGAAGACAAAGAAUCCACAAAAAAUGUUAAACCAACAAAAAAGAAACCUACCUCUCCUGCACUCUCUACUCCAAGCCCAAAAGUGCAGCGAACUCCCAGACCCAAAGUCCACAUCCCCUCCCCACAGGAAACACUCAGUAUGCCUGAAGGGCUCAAGCCUCCCAGCCCCUUCUUCCCACUGGAGGGCCACCAGCCAGUGUCAGACUGGGGUGAGGAGAUGGAGAUGCUUUCUCCUAGAAGUAGCCUGGGUGAGAGCCCUCUGAGGCCCAGCAGCAACGAAAGCAGCCCAGCCCAGCUGAAGAGCAACGAGGCUGAGCAUUAUACAACCCCUGGCCAGCCAGAAGAACCAGAUAAAAAGAAAAGCACAUCUACAGUGGUGGAGUCAACUACCUGUGAAACCCCAAAAGAGGCUGAACCAGCUGAAUCUACCAACACUGCAACCUCAAGCAGCAAAGAUACAGCUGAUCCCGUAGUUCCCGCCACUCCAGACAGCACCAUACAGAGUGAGGACAACGAAGCUCCUACUGUAGAGCAAGAUGAGAGUCAGCCUGAAACGAAGGCUGUGGAGGAGGCAGCAGUGGAGUCAUCAGAACAACUGUUCACAGGCUGAAGACUAAAUGCAGUAGAUGAACCUUUCAGUGGUCCACAGACCAGGGGAGGUGAGCAGAGGCAGGAGGGGACAUCAGGUUUAAUGGACAACUGUUUUCUGUAUAUCAAAGUGUCUGUUAGAGACAUUUGGAGCCCUGCCUCCAUUUCAUCCAAACUGUAUAGCCUGCUGUAUUUGUUCAGUUAUUCCCCAUUGGUCGGGAUUCUCUGCUGUUGUCAAGCCAUACUGCUGCUGCUUUUUUCAAACCAGUACCCAAAGCAUAUGUUUUUCCUGGGAUUAAUCAGUUAAGCAUACUAUGAUCAAACCAUGAGUUAAAAGUUUUUAAGUUUUUGAGGGAGAAGUGCCUGUUCCCCAUCAGCCUCAUUCUAAAAAUGUUUUGUUCCAAUCUACCUAGAGCACAAAUUAUAUAACCCUUUGUAAAUUAUAUUUAGCACAACAGCACUCAAAUACAUGACAUCUGAGAACCAAUUUUUAAUUUCAGGUCCUAAGCAUGGAUUUAAUUUGUGCCUAUGGUGUAUUUGUAGCUGAGAAAGUCUUUGAGGAAAAAAGAAAAGAAAAAAAAAACUAGGGCAUUAUAGUUUUUUUCAGGGCUGUGUCUUGAAGCUAUUAUGUUAUUAAAGAUAUGAAGACAAGCUGUGGAUGUUAAACUUAAACGAUUGGAAAUUAUGUUCAGAUAGGCUAAAGAAAAUCAUGGUAAAAAUUCUAGGAAUUCGAAUGAGGAAGAUUGAACAACUGGCCACAAAAAGAAAAGAAGAAUGUGUACCUCAUAUCAAAUCUAAUAUUGGUUUUAUUUACUUUUUAAUAUUUUGUUUAUGCAUCAUGUAUGUUUAGUAUUUUUAUGCAGCAGGUUAUUGGUUUAUGCAAGUGUAUUUGGUAAAGUGUAUCCCUGACUUUGAAUGAAUUGAGCAGGAGAUUGAAAACUUGCAAUAUGUAUAGAUCUUUAUAAAUGACAGACAUUCCAAUGCUUUGCACAUUACUGUGUACACAAUGUGCAUUGUGUAUCCUUGUUUUUCCAAUUUAGCUCGUGGAGCAGAAAUAAUCAUGACAUUUGUGAUUGUAUUGUACCUACUGCAUCUCCCUGCAGAUGAAAUGUCUUCCUCUUUGGGGUAGAAAAUAUAUAUAUUUAGGGCUUAUAAUUUGGUUUGCCUCUUGUAGGAUGUUUGUUUGGCUUUUCAGCUGUGCACGUAGCAUGAUGAUAAAGUGUUUAUGGGAUUUACCUCCAGGGAUUUCGUCCUGGACUACAUACAGUCCAGUCUUUUUGUUUUAGCUUACAGAAGAUAUUUUGGUUGAUUUUAUCACCUUAGAAUGAUGUGUGACCAGUAAGCGAGUGCAACUAUUUCUAUACUUUGUAAGCUGUCAUCUCAAAUAAAUGACAUCUGCCUUCUGCAUAA
This is a messenger RNA of Xyrauchen texanus (razorback sucker), 3618 nucleotides long. Its product is annotated as coiled-coil domain-containing protein 9-like. The transcript has 16 exons. The record is from RefSeq and is a predicted model, not a curated record. NCBI's taxonomy places the organism in Eukaryota, Metazoa, Chordata, Actinopteri, Cypriniformes, Catostomidae. The coding region runs from base 146 to 2230 and encodes 694 amino acids.